This is a messenger RNA of Lineus longissimus, 2183 nucleotides long. RefSeq lists its product as uncharacterized. The transcript is spliced from 8 exons. Gene Ontology annotation, molecular function: N-acetylgalactosamine 4-sulfate 6-O-sulfotransferase activity. NCBI's taxonomy places the organism in Eukaryota, Metazoa, Nemertea, Pilidiophora, Heteronemertea, Lineidae. Bases 232 to 2007 code for a protein of 591 amino acids. The record is from RefSeq and is a predicted model, not a curated record. Gene Ontology annotation, biological process: hexose biosynthetic process.
UGCUUGACGGCUUAUGGCUGCGGUGUGCUUUUGUACAGGUAAUAGCAUUGCGACAUACACACACGGACAGAAAGUAUGGCAACUUUGCCAAAAGAUUUAUCCAUAGAAAUGUCGUUAUAACCAGAAGCUGCUGAUCCUUGCGGUGCCAUACACGUCGACCACGACAAUAGAGCUGUUCUCGAAUCACCACUCCCUCUCAACAUCACGGUGCUAUUGCAAAAACUCGGCAACAUGUCAAAACCAGCCACCACGAGCAAGUUCUCCAACUUGUCUAUGAAGAGUUCACUAAUUGGUUUAGUGUUAAUUAGUCUUAUAGUCAUCACCGCUAUCGCUUUGGCGAUGCCAGACUAUUACAGAUACCACAUCAAGUUAAAAUUGCGUACUGCCUUGAUGGACGAUCGAAAGUAUGCUUUCAUAGAGCCACAGGAUGCUCGUUUUGAUAUGAAAUCCUUGCUUCAGGAGGAAGAUAUGGUGAAAAAAAAGAACGAAGAACUCCAGCAGCAAAAAAUACAAGAUCAAUUAAAACUUUUCCAGCAAUUUCAGCAAUUUCAAGCGCAGGCGAAUUCGGGGAAUUUUAUCCAAAUACAGCAGCAAGUAGCUCCUGUUGCGGGCCAGCCAGCGCAAGCAGUUGGGAUCCUGCCGCCUGUUGCUCCCGGGGCAGUUGGGGGAGUACCAGCGGCACAAGCGGCAGUUGUUCCUGUGGCCGGCGGGGUGGCACCAGCAGAAGGCGCAGCAGCACUAGUUCCCGGCGCGGCAGCACCAGUAGCAAUUGCCCCAGCAGAACAAGCUGUCCUUGCAGCGGAAGCUGCAGACCCUCACAUGACCGCUAAAGACGAAUUAGAAGUAAAUGAGCUUUCCGCUUUAGUAAAUGAUGCAACAACUGAUGGUGAUGCUGAAGAAACUGCUGAUGUCGAGGAAGAGAAAGAUGAUAAACAAUCGCAAAAAGAGUAUCAUACCUUGCUGAGGAAGAUGAUAGAUACAGCGGUGAAGGAUACGAUUCCUUUACCCGAUGCCGAGAUAGAUGAUAUGGCCAAACAGAUCUCGAAGGAGGUGCCUUUCGUUUUGAACGUGGCCCCUCAUAAAGCCUGGCAGACACCUUGUUGGAUGAACAAGAAGAAACUAAUGUGCCUGCCAUCCGUAUACGUGCUCGGCUUCAAGAGAUGCGCCUAUAAAGAUCUCUACUACAGGAUCACAGCCCACAACCAGCUUAUCUUUUCAUGGAGGGCCGAGUCGCAGUUCUGGAGCAGAGAUGACGCCAUGGGUCUGAAGGAGACCAUGCUCAACUACGGUGCUAACGUAUACCUGAAGGGAAUGUUCGACAAAUCGCAGGUCCUGAUUGAAGGCAUGGCUGAUCCUCUCUGGAACCAGCUCUACACAAACGAAACUUCCCGUCCUGUCCCAAGAUCUCUGCUCAACGCCCAGCUGGCAAAGAAAUUCACCCCUAAAGCUAAAUUCAUCGCCAUUUUGAGGAGUCCGACUGAUAGCGCGGCCUCUUUCUAUGUUUAUCUUCGCCGGCCGGACAUUAGCACCCAGGAUGACUUCCACAAGAAUAUUGGCGAAAUCGUCAAACAAUAUAAAACGUGUGUGAAAGAAAAUGGUUAUGACCCAUGUUUUGGGAAUGGCUUUCUCCAUGAAAAUCUCCUAUACUGGACCUAUAUCAUGUAUCUGAAAGACUGGAUGGCUGUCUUUCCAAAGGAGCAGUUCUUUUUUAUAAAAAUGGAGGAAUGGGCGGACCCAAGGAAAAGGAUGUUCGUCUUGAGAGAUUUGUUUAAAUUUCUUGAAGUCAAAAAGACACCGCCAAAGACGUUACAGUUACUUGCUGCCAUGCACCGCGUCAACGACGAAUCAAGACGGUGGUACAACCCAAAUCUCAUGUCAAUGCUUCCCAGUUCAAAAAAAAUGUUGGACGAUUUUUACGCGCCUUUUAACGAAGCUUUGGCGGACUUUAUCGGAAAUGAAAAAUUCAAGUGGGAUGAGGAGCACGAGGACGAAAAAGAGGAGGACUAAGCGCCUCUCCGUCAGCAAGAUGAAUUCGGGACUCGGAUCUCCGGCAGGCAACCUGGGGACUCGCAGCUGUGACGGGAGGUCUCGGGGAGACCUGAAGACUCGCAUCUGCGAGUGGAGGCCUUAUAGGUCUCACAUUAGUAAUUAUGGGAGGCUUGCUAUGGACUCAUGUACAUCUG